UGUUGUAAGUCAGCCCGUGUCCAAUGUUUGCCUGAACUGUUUGUACAUCUGGGCCAUAUUGCAGAACCCUGCCCUUCUUUGUUGACUGAGGAAAGCUCGCUCCCUGCCCAGGUUUUUCAUUGUUGAUCAAAAUUAACACCAGGUGGUGAACAGAGCCCCUCCUUAGGUUGCUCAGGAUAAAUCAUUUAUUAAAUAGGUCUGCUUGUCAGGAGGGGUGUGAAGGCUCCCAGAAGGAAAUGCUGGCGCCAGGGCCCGGAAGCCAGGGCCUCUAACUCCUGGGGUUGAUUUCUUCAGUGAAGUUGCACCCUACAAAGGGAAUAUGGCCAAAGCAGCACUCAACUGAAGGAUGGUAUCAGGCGAUUAGAAAGCAAUGCGUUCUGCGUUUGUCUGGAAUGGAUUGUAGAGAGAUGGACUUAGGUGAGGACUACCAGUCCCCGUUUGAUUUUGAAGCAGGAGUCAACAAAAGCUAUCUCUACUUGUCUCCUAGUGGAAAUUCAUCUCCACCCGGAUCACCUACUCUUCAGAAAUUUGGUCUGCUGAGAACAGAGCCAGUCCCUGAGGAAGGAGAAGAUGUUGCUGCCACCAUCAGUGCCACAGAGACCCUCUCAGAAGAGGAGCGGGAAGAGCUAAGAAGAGAACUUGCAAAGGUAGAAGAAGAAAUCCAGACUCUGUCUCAAGUGUUAGCAGCAAAAGAGAAGCAUCUAGCAGAGAUCAAGCGGAAACUUGGAAUCAAUUCUCUACAGGAACUAAAACAGAACAUUGCCAAAGGGUGGCAAGAUGUGACAGCAACAUCUGCUUACAAGAAGACAUCUGAAACCUUGUCCCAGGCUGGACAGAAGGCCUCAGCUGCUUUUUCGUCUGUUGGCUCAGUCAUCACCAAAAAGCUGGAAGACGUAAAAUUGCAAGCCUUUUCACAUUCCUUUAGUAUACGUUCCAUUCAGCAUUCAAUUAGCAUGCCUGCUAUGAGAAACUCCCCAACUUUUAAAUCAUUUGAAGAAAAGGUUGAAAACUUAAAGUCUAAAGUAGGGGGAACCAAGCCUGCUGGUGGUGAUUUUGGAGAAGUCUUGAAUUCGGCUGCAAAUGCUAGUGCCACCACCACGGAGCCUCUUCCAGAACAGACACAGGAGAGCCUGUGAGAUUCCUACCUUUGUUCUGCUACCCACUGCCAGAUGCUGCAAGCGAGGUCCAAGCACAUCUUGUCAACAUGCAUUGCCAUGAAUUUCUACCAGAUGUGCUUUUAUUUAGCUUUACAUAUUCCUUUGACCAAAUAGUUUGUGGGUUAAACAAAUGAAAAUAUCUUCAACUCUAUUCCUGGGAAACACCCUUUAGUGUACAUUUAUGUUCCUUUAUUUAGGAAACACCAUUAUAAAAACACCUAUAGUACCUGGGGACAUUCACUAGAAUGAUCUAAGAAGCUACAGAUUGUCAUAGUUGUUUUCCUACUUUACAAAAUUGCUCCAGAUCUGGAAUGCCAGUUUGACCUUUGUCUUUAUUUCCUUUUUUUCCCCCUCUUUGAAUCUCUGUAUAUUUGAUUCUUAACUAAAAUUGUUCUCUUAAAUAAUCUGAAUCCUGGUAAUUAAAAGUUUGGGUAUAUUUUCUUUACCUCCAAGGGAAGAACUACCAGCUACAAAAAAUAUUUUGGAAUAAGCACUGUUUUGGUAUAAGGUACAUAUUUUGGUUGAAGACACCAGACUGAAGUAAACAGCUGUGCAUCCAAUUUAUUAUAGUUUUGUAAGUAACAAUAUGUAAUCAAACUUCCAGGUGACUUGAGUGGAACCUCCUACAUCCUUAUUUAUCACCGUUUAUGACAGUAAACAUUUCAGUGUAUUGUUUAUUAUACCACUUAUAUCAACUUAUUUUUCACCAGGUUAAAAUUUUAAUUUCUACAAAAUAACAUUCUGAAUCAAGCAUACUGUAUGAUCAGUAGGCUGAACUAUGAACACUGUCAUCAAUGUUCAGUUCAAAAGCCUGAAAGUUUAGAUCUAGAAGCUUGUGAAAAUGAUAAUAUCAAUCACAUUAGGGGAACCAUUGUUGUCUUCAUUUAAUCCGUUUAGCACUAUUUAAAAUAAGCACACCAAGUUAUAUGACUAAUAUAACUUGAAAAUUUUUUAUACUGAGGGGUUGGUGAUAACUCUUGAGGAUGUAAUGCAUUAAUAAAAAUCAACUCAUCAUUUUCUACUUGUUUUCAAUGUGUUGGAAAUUGUAAAAUGAUACUGUAGAACCUGUCCCCUAAUUUGAAAACUGAGUGUCAGGGCUGGGUGAACCAAAGUCUCUAGACAUAUUUGCAUAAAGGCCAAGGUAUUCUAAUAACUACUUACUGAACACUACCACCUUUUCCUUAUACUGUAUAUGUUUAUGGCCUACAAUGUUGUAUUUGUUAUUUAUUAAGUUGUGAUUGUUUUAUUGUUUAUGCCAAAUGUUAAUUGCCAAGCUUGGAGUGAUCUAAAGCAUUUUUUAAAAGCAUGGCUAGAUUUACUUCAGUAUAAAUUAUCUUAUGAAAACCAAAUUUUGAAAGCCACAAGUGUUGUUAUAAAAUAACCUGCUGCCAUUCUUGAUUGCUAGAGCUUUUGUUAGUACUUUGGAUGCAAUUAAAACUAUGUGCUAUCACAUGUGAAAAGCUUAAUAAAUUCUGUCUAUCAGUAGUAUAGGUCUCAAUAUUUAUUAUGAGACCAGUGGUCUGGAAACAGCUUGUUGUAUUACAGAAUCAACUGGAGUCUAUACUAAAAAAAAAAAAAAAAAAAAAAAGUUUUGUUUUUUUUUUUUAACCAUCCUUAAAUUAUUGCUUAAUGGUAUCAUAUUAACAUAUACUAAAUAAGGGCUUUAAGAAACAGGCUGUUGAAGCAUUGUCUCAGAGGAGUGGAUCUGCAGAAGUUUGUCUUUCUAUAGAAAUAUUGUGCUUGCUCAACAUAACUGUUAAAUUAUUUUUUCUACCAGCUAGUCUGCUUUUUAAAAUUCAAACAUAUUCUUUUGAUCACAUUGUUUCUUGAGCAUCCAGCCCUGCUACUAACUUUUCAACAAGGCAAAAUGGAGUAAAGUGGCAAUUUCUUUAGUUGAGUGAAAUACCCUCAAGUCUCUUUGCUGCCCAAAAAGGGAAAAGUGAUAGAAAUCGGGGUGGGAAGUGGGGUGAGUGGAUGAAGGUGGGUAUUGGGGAUGGCUGUGAAAGAAAAUGUUGGAGAAUCACUUUUCUGGGCAUCUACCUAUACUUAAUCUAAAAAACAAAAAAUUAAUCUACUGUAAAGUACUCUGCCCCUUAAAAGAAGUAUUAAGAGGAUGGAUUUAGAAAAAAACAUGAAUUUAGAAAUAUUCAAAAUCGUUUUUGUGGCAGAUUCAAUAUUAUGAAUUCACAGAUAUUUAAGGAAUGAGAAACAGCAAUUAGUAGAAAUGCCAGAAAGAGUUCCUGGUUCCUCUUGUGUUUGACACUAAAAAAAUAGCAAGAGUGUGAAAUCUCAGAUACUUAUGAAAUCUCACAGAUGUAAGGACUCAAGUGUAGAAGAAAAUAUCCCCCUCUUAAAAAAAGAAAUGUCAAUUUAUGGAGUUUGUGGGAAAUAGAGCAAGAAUUCUUAUGCUUAUGAGAGCCAAGUAAUCAGUGGAAGAGAGUAGAGCUCAAAACUGGAUUAUCACCUUAGCAACUUAGAAUAACUUGAAAUAGAAAAAAAACACAUUUAAUUUGGACUGUUUCUGGAUCUGUUAAGAUAUACAGUCUAUUUUUUGUAUAGUAUUGGAAAAUAAAAAUUCUAUAAUUUGGG
Molecule: messenger RNA, 3746 nt
Organism: Cercocebus atys (sooty mangabey)
Lineage: Eukaryota; Metazoa; Chordata; Mammalia; Primates; Cercopithecidae
Gene: TPD52
Product: tumor protein D52
Exons: 8
Coding region: 393-1136 (247 amino acids)
Biological process (GO): B cell differentiation
Cellular component (GO): cytoplasm
Source: RefSeq, a predicted model, not a curated record